This is a messenger RNA of Mauremys reevesii (Reeves's turtle), 1331 nucleotides long. It is a transcript of the gene GPR25, whose product is annotated as G protein-coupled receptor 25. Gene Ontology annotation, cellular component: membrane. The transcript has a single exon. NCBI's taxonomy places the organism in Eukaryota, Metazoa, Chordata, Testudines, Geoemydidae. Gene Ontology annotation, biological process: G protein-coupled receptor signaling pathway. Gene Ontology annotation, molecular function: G protein-coupled receptor activity. Bases 60 to 1154 code for a protein of 364 amino acids. The record is from RefSeq and is a predicted model, not a curated record.
CGCUCUCUAGCAACUCUCGCAUUGCACGGGAUCUGCUCAGUGUGGGAGACAGCUGUAAAAUGACAACUGAAGCCUGGACUGGCAGUUAUGAAGCAUCUUCUGAUGUCUACUGGGAUUAUAAUCCCCUCCAAGAUACCUGCCCACCACAGGACCUACCCUACGCUUGUGUCUAUAUUCCCAUGCUCUACUUCAUCGCUUUCUUCAUUGGCUUCAUUGGCAACCUCUUGGUGAUUGUGCUGAUGGCCAAGAAGAGAGGCAGAAAGAGGCUGGUGGAUACCUUUGUCCUGAAUCUGGCUGUUGCCGACCUGGUCUUUGUCCUCACCUUGCCUUUCUGGGCAGUGUCAGCAGCUCAUGGUAACAAGUGGUACUUUGGUGAAGGCCUGUGUAAGUUAAGCAGCUUUAUCAUCUCUGUGAACCGCAGCUCCAGCAUCCUGUUCCUAAUGGGCAUGAGCGUGGAGCGUUACCUGGUGGUCAUGAAGCGUGUGGACUCCAAGUCUACUGGGACUAAGAACUGUCUGAUCAUUGCCUGUGGUUGCAUCUGGGCUGUCUCUCUCCUCCUAGGCAUUCCCUCUCUGAUGUAUCGGAAGCUCAGCCCCUCAGAGGAUACCACUGGUGAAUUGUGCGAGGAUGAGGACUCUGUCACCUUCCAGGUGCUCAGCCUGGCUUUGCUCAUCUUGACCUUUCUCCUGCCCUUGGUAGUGAUCUUAUUCUGCUAUUGCUCCAUCUCCUUCAAGCUGCUGAACCACAUCAGCCUGGGAAAGGGGACGAAGAACUCCCUCCAGAUCAUCUUCACAAUCAUCUGUGCCUUCAUCUGCUGCUGGCUGCCCUUCAAUGCCUUUAAAGCAUUCCUCUUCUUCUCCUCCAUGUUCCAGGGAGCAGAUCUGUCUUGCUGGGCAUUAAUGGCUCUCAGGAGGGGCCUGACCAUCAGUGCUUGCUUGGCCUUCAUGAACAGCUGCGUAAAUCCCAUCAUCUAUGCCUUGAUGGAUCGCCAUUUCCGACGCCAGGUGCUGCCACAAGGGCUCCAGGUCUGUGGCACUUUCCAGGAGACAAGGCAAACCUCGGCCUUGUCCUUCUCAUCCACUACUGAGUCCAGCCUCAUGUUUGCCAGCCGGAACAAGCCAUCAUCGCCUGCGUCCAUUCGGCCAGAGAUGUAAGAGGGGACGGGUAGGUUUACAAGCCUCCACUCUGUGGGGUGAGGCAGGCUAGCUAGUCGCUGUUGCUGCUUCUUGUGUAGGUAAAACGCGCCGGUUAUUCAGCCAGGUUUCAGGUUAAUUUUGACAAGGGCUUUUCUUUCUUGACAGAUCUCCCUCUAAAAGCAUUGCUAAGCUACC